Rhopilema esculentum is the source of this 4777-nucleotide messenger RNA. RefSeq lists its product as uncharacterized. Lineage: Eukaryota; Metazoa; Cnidaria; Scyphozoa; Rhizostomeae; Rhizostomatidae. The record is from RefSeq and is a predicted model, not a curated record.
CUGCUUGAUUUUCAUCUUGUACUGCUUAAUGUUUUCAUGUCCGAACUUGAUUUUAGAAAGACAGUAGAAUUGGCUAGCCGGAGUAGGUUACAUUUUGUUUUGGUGCAUUUUUAAAGUUAGGCUAACGGUUUAGCAACUUAAACGAUUUGUCAACGAUCCCCCGAAAACAUUAAUGCCAGUGACAUUUUCUUGCCCUUAAAACGACUAUGAAAUAGUCGCGUAUAUUUAAGAAAACCAUGAGAUUUUGGAUGUUUGACCCCUAUAGUUGACGGUGGGUGCUGCUUCCUGGACUCCGCGCUGUAAUCUUGAGGUCAAGGGGUCAUACGUGAAAGGAGAUCAGUGUUUCUGACAUUUCAAUACAUAAUUCCCAGGCUGCCUGAAAUCAGAAGUACCGAAAGGGGCGUGUGCUGGGAUUGCCAUCAUCUGAAAAUACCCGUAAAUUUUGUGAUAGGAACUUCGUUGAAACCACUCCAUACUUUCCAAGUAGCGCUCCUGAUCUUGGCGGGAAAUUAUUUAUGCGAUGUAUAUUGUCAGAAUUUUCCAUAUUUAUAAGGAUGAAAUAUAAUAAAGGUGAACAUUUGCAACAACUGCAUAGCACAUUUCGAAUGCCAUUUAGUGAUAAUUUGCUUGAACAAACAAGUGGACAAUGCAUAUAAAGAAUUUAAAAAUGUUGGAGCUAUCGGAUAUACUGGUGCCGAGGUUUUUUCACUGUUAUUAGCUUUCUAAAGUUGUUAACCUGUUAAUUUAGGAUAGAAAGGAAAUACGAAAUUAAACAACUGGCGCCAUCUUGGUUUAGGUAAGGCCUACAUGUAUGUUUAUUAUUACGUCAUUCAGGGUAUGUGACGCAGGGUUUGAAGCAAGAACUAAACCCAAUAAAUUCCGCUCAAAUUCCUUUUGCAAAAUGCUCUGCUUCUUAUCUACUUUUACCAGCAGGUAUUCUUGAAGCAGGACAGUGACUGCUUUUGUUUUUAUUGGGAGGGGGUUAGGGGCUCGCGGGUAACUGACCACUACACUGCCGUGUUGCCGGUAGUAUUUCUCGCAGAGUUUCGUGCCUUCCUUGUUUCAUGACCUCUUGUAAGCACUACAGUCAGUCCGAGACAGCUGCAAAACUGAUCGUUUCUCCGCUUUUUCUUUGUUUUUAUGUCCAAGUAAUAUGAAAGGCAAUACAAACACGAGCAGCUGCCAUUACUUCAUUUCCAGUGACCUGAGAAGCUUUGCGUUCAGUGUUCAAUUUGAUUAGCGCUAAAUUGAAUUAGUUGGGCAUGGACAUGCUGAAACGAAAGAAGAGGACAGAAAGGCAAUGGAAAGCGAAACCGCAUUAGCUCAACUUCAGUUCAAAAUAUAUAAUGCUUAUUAGCGAGGAACAUAUAAAUGUGAACGGAAGUGCGACAGAUAAAUCGGCCACGAAAAUGUAAUUCCACAAAGCCACAGUCAUAACGUACCAAUAAGAAGCAAUUUGGAAUGAAAGCAACUCCACUCGACGCCCAAUGAUGAUCAGAAAAAUUCUUAUCAUAUUUGCAGUCGCUGGAAUGGUUGCCAAUCUUUCUGGAACCUGGGCCCUGGACAUCGACUCUCCAUCCUUUUUGGAAGAUUCUUUGACUUUGGACAAUGGUGCGGCAAUCUCACUGUUUCAUGGCAAACUGAUAACAUUGCUAAACUCACUGCCAGCAAGGAGACAUUGCAGCUUUAUUUCACAGUUAUCAACAAGGUUAGGAGUUAGUAUAUCAAGAACCCAGAAACUUGUGAACAGAUUGACAAAUGGGACCGUUUCAAAGUCGAACACACGCAGUAAAACCCGGACUUGCCGCCUUUGGAAAGUGAAAGUCUCUCAGUUCAAAAAAUUGCUUCAUGGCCAACAAAAAGCGAAGAAACGAAAACCACCUUCAAAAUUACAGAGAUUUGAAAUCAUUAAAUCAGAGCUCCCAUCUUUGUAUAAUAAUUUGCCGCUCCCGUUUCAGUGUGAGGUUCUCUUCGAAGUUGGAAGGCGAAGUGCUUUUAGGCUUCUUAAAACUUCAGAUAAUUCAGUGAGUUCUGUUACAAAGAUGAAUCUUUACGAAGUUGUGAAUAUUAUCAAAAUGUCCGAGAAAGCAUUGACGACAAAGACAUCAAUUGUUAAAAAUGCGGAUCGCUGUGUGAAAGUACUUGCGGGCAAAAAUCAUCGCACUACAAACAUUGUAGUGUCAGUUGCACUUGGAAAUAAGUUCGUGGAGAAGUGGAAGCGAAGUUUUCGACCAAAAAUGCAGUGGAUCAUGGGUAAAUUUGCCAAAGACAAUGGGAUAAAGGUAGAUAACCUCCAUAAUUUAACAGCAACGCAUAAUUUGCCGUAUAGUGCUUAUUUUGCGCAUAUAUUGAAUUCUUCAUACUAUGAGGGACGAUACGAAAUACGGUUCCAUAUGCAUUUGCUGCAGACGAACUCGCGCGCUAUGGAGGCGCGUCUGGUUCUUGCAGCACUAAACUCUAUUUCAAAGGCAGACCUUAAGAAAAUCCUUGAGGUAGAUGACAUCAAGUAUUGGGCAGUUAACCACAAUAUUGGGACUGAAGUGGAGGCCAGGAGUUCAUAUAAUUUGAAGAUGCUAUUCCCGACAUAUCUUCGUCAAUAUUUCAACGGAACUUUGCAGAGGCACGAGAAAUGCCUGAUUAUUCAUCUAAUGACUCAUUACAGCAAUAGUUCAAACGAAAAAGUAACUGUGUUUCUAAAACGAAAAAGAAUUGACGUGAAAUUCCCGUGCUCAAUUGUCAACGGAGUGAUGUCUGUUGUUUUGAGCACUAAGAGAAAUCGCGAAAAUGUCAUCGCGCCGCGUAAGACAGAGCCACCGGCAGGCCAAGCAACACUACGAACGCAGGAGCUGCAUCCAUUUUGGAAUGUUGGAGCCAGAGGUAAGCACAAAAAUCGAACCACGGAGAAAGUGAAUACCUUGAAAAGGGUUGUUGUUAAUUAUCGGAAAGUGACGAUGGUCGAAAUUGUUAUGCUUGUACUGUUAGGAUCCUUGGCUGUUGUCAUCAUUAUUUUCUUCGUUACCUGCACAUUGUUUAUUGUAAAAAAGCGUCGUUUCAAAAAAGAGAUGGAAUUGUUACGAGAGUCAAACCACCUUCAGGGGUCUGGGGCUUUGACGCCAUGCUCUGACGUCAGGAGCAGCCAAGAUGAAUCGGAGGCUGAGUUCUUACAAGUGAAUGACAUUUUGCAACAGCCUUCGAGUGCAUCAAAAAGUAAUUCACAAUCAUUUAACGAGAAACAAACAACAACACCGGGGAAAUUGAUUAAUCUCAAACUAGAGCCCCUUCGGUUUUCUACUGAUGAUGAAGAAAGCAGAUGUGAUGACGAAGAAAGUGUUUCUUUUUCUCCCAGUAGAAGACACUCGGGUAGUUCGUCGUCAAUUUACCACGGAGGUCGUAGGAUGGUGCCUGCAGUACGAUACUCGAAAACAUUAGCACUAAAGCUAGCAUCAGCAGACAGUGACAAAGCAAUGCUAGAGAGAGUUCCUGAGAAGGGAACUUCGUCAUUGGGCGACGAUGAUGAUAUAAGUACGAGUAGCAACUCUUUAAAUAACUUAGUAGAAUAUAGCCACGUCAAAGAACCUUUUAUUGAGAAACAGCGUUCCCAAACAUUAGAAACGGAAAACACAAGCCACCAUUCACGUGAAAGUACACGCUCUUCGCACAAGGAUGCUGUUGCCUGUUCUAUUGAUGGUGUUUCUCAUUCGCUUGAAGGUAUCAGAAUUAAAGCGCUAAUGCAUCGAGCAAAACCGAGGAAAAGACAUGGGGUAAAAGACGAAUAUAGAACUAAAAAGCAAAAAAAUCCGACUGGAUCGAGUAGUAGGGGUGAACCAUCCCUCUGUCAAGAACAGGAUAAUACGCCUACUAACAAUUUUAAAACAGAUUUGAAGAAUGAAACUUUGGCCCCCAAAGAUGCCGAGGGAACGUCUUCUUGUCAUGACAGAAGAACAUCAACUGAUGGCGUAAAACAAACAUUGUGUCAUGAAGAAGGAGUGUCAGCUGAUGAAGUUAAACGAACUUCGCGUCAUGAAGAAGGAGUGUCAGCUGAUGAAGUUAAACGAACUUCGCGUCAUGAAGAAGGAGUGUCAGCUGAUGAAGUUAAACAAACUUCGCGUCAUGAAGAAAGAAUUUUAACUGAUGAUGAGAAACCAUCGUCGUGUUAUGAAGAAAGAGCGCCAACUAAAGACUUGAAACGACCGUCGUCUGAUUAAGGAAGCGCGUCCACUGAUGACGUGAAAAAAGCGUCGCUUCGUAAAGGAACUGUGUCAACUGAUGAUGUGAAACGAUUGACAUGUCAUGAAGGAAGUCGGUCAACUGAUGGCGUGAAACGAACGUCAUGUCAUGACGGAAGAGUGCCAACUGACGACGUGAAACGAACGUCGUGUUAUCAAGAAAGAUCAUCAAUUGGCUACGAGGAAAGAGGAUUUGAAAUUGAAGAUCACCAAUAAAAGCAAGGAACUAGUCCUUAAAUGCUUCUCAAAAAAUUCGAUCUUUUGUAUUGAGCUUUUUUGCGUUCUAUUUUUCACCACUGAAAAUAAAUCGUGAUAGUUUUGCAGUUUUCAGCAAAAGGAAUAAUUUAUUUUGAAAAAGCGAAAUAUUAGAUAUUCUGUUACAAUAGAUCAAAGUUUGGUAUCUCGAGUAUUAGUGUUUAAUACCUACAAUUAAUUAGAUUUUUAUGAUUCAAUCAAACCCAAUACUUUUCGUUUUAACACGCUUUGUAGAGCACUUAUAUUCUUUAUUCGUUAUGUUCUGCUGUACAUAAAUCAAAUCCGAAAGUGAACAA